Messenger RNA from Odocoileus virginianus texanus, 4151 nucleotides. Lineage: Eukaryota; Metazoa; Chordata; Mammalia; Artiodactyla; Cervidae. The record is from RefSeq and is a predicted model, not a curated record.
UGUCUCCUGAGUCUCCUGCACUGUGGGCAGAUUCUUUACUGCCAAGCCACCUGGGAAGUCCUAGCUUUAGGAGUCAAGGGGUCAAAUUACUAGCGCAACCUGUCACUUUGCAAGAUUAGGAAUACCUGAUAUGUGCACCAAAAUUCUCCAUACGGUUGAGGACAGAGGUCACCAGCCCACGUGGUUGGCCCAUUUGGUGGGUGAGAGCUCCUCCGGCCUUGCUAUGCAGCACUGGGACAGCCUGCCUCUUGGCGGGCCUCUCAGUUUCCUGUCUGUACAAUGGUAGGGUGGGAGGGGGUCAGGUUAAUAACCUGGAAGGGUCUUGGCAGAUCUCGGCUGAGGCGAUAGCUCUGUUCUUGAAGAGAACUUUGACAUUAUCUGGCUACACAGCUGAGAGGGAGGGAGCGCUGGGAUCUGCAGGUUCCAGCUCCUUACCUGCUGAGAGACCAGUGCACAGACCCCGUUACCUAUUCACGGCCACCACAUUGCCCUCCUUGGCCACCCUCUCUUCCCGUCACCCCUGGGCUCACUCAGCUAGUUUUCCUGCUCAGGCUUUACUGAUUCCUGGUGUUUCUGCUCGGGAGGAGCAGGAAAGGGUGAACCCUAGGCUCUGGAGCUGUUUAGGGGAGGCAUGAACUGAAGCGCCUUUGGGGGAGCCCCGCCUGCCUGGUGACCACCUGUCUGCCCCGUGCCGGGCCCUCUCUAUGGGACAUUUUUGAGAUGGUUUGGCUCUCAGGGACGAGCUUCCCUGACGGCGUGAAGGCGUCGAGGCCGCUUCCAGGUGUGGGGCAGCCCCGCCCCCUCAGCCCACACUCACCUGUGGGCUGAUGUUCACACACGCACCUGCUGCCCAGCCUUGAUAAGGCCUCCUGUGCGCGAGUCCUUUCCCAGAAGCUGGGACGCUUUAUGGUAAUGCUGUCUGGGCACUCUGAAACUUUUGCUUUCAGGUGUGAGCAAGUCUCAGGGGCCUCCCUCCCAGCUGCCUUCUUAAGAGUGGGGCUGGCAGCUCCCUGGGAGGCUGAUUCUCCUUCUGACCCAGGCAUAAACUGGACUUCAGGCUUCCAGGAAGGCCGCAACCAACAGAUGCGUGGGAAGACAGCUUCUCUGAAGAAGAGCACCGAGAAGCUAGGCGGGGUCCAGAGAGCCCAAGACACCAGUCUGUCCUGGCCAGAAGGCUUGAAGGGUGAGGAUGUAAAGAAGUGUAGCGGAGAAGGGACGCUACGGAGUAAAUACAACCAGCAGUACCACAAGCUGUUUAAGGACAUUCCCUUGGAGGAAGUGGUUCUCAAAGUGUGCUCCUGUGCCCUCCAGAGGGACCUGCUUCUCCAGGGCCGGCUCUACAUCUCCCCCAACUGGCUCUGCUUCCAUGCCAGCCUCUUCGGCAAGGAUAUCAAGGUGGUCAUUCCCGUAGUGUCUGUGCAAAUGAUCAAAAAACACAAGAUGGCACGGCUCCUUCCCAAUGGCCUGGCCAUCACCACCAACACCAGCCAGAAGUAUGUCUUUGUGUCCCUGCUCUCCCGGGACAGUGUAUACGACAUGCUGAGAAGGGUCUGCACCCACCUACAGGUAACCCCUGUUCCCUUCUGUCGCCAGCCUUCAAGCAAGAAGAGUCUGUGUGUAAGAGAAUUUCCAGAGGAACCUGAGUGCGAGUCUCUGGAAGCCCUCAUCCCUGAGAUGAAGUGGAGGAAAGUGUGCCCUGCCUCCAGGUCCCUGUCCCUCCCAGACAGCAUCCCUUGUAUCUCUCGGGCAUCCAUGGAAUCCACGGACAGCUUCUUCCCCUCCAAGAAGCCUCUGGGGUCUGAGACCUCCGACUGUGAGGAGAAGCUGGAGGCGGGGCCCGUGGGCCACGGGGAGCUCAGGCUCUGGGAUUACCGGCUCCUGACGAUCGUCUUCGUGCUGAUCUGCUUCUUGGUCAUGUCUUCAUCCUACCUGGCGUUCCGCAUCUCCCAGCUAGAACAGCAGUUAUGUUCCCUGAAUUGGGGUGCCUCGGUCCCUGGGCACAGGUAACAGUCACUUGGCCUUUGACCCCAAUCCUCCAAGAGGAGUGCUCUGGGUGCUAAGGUGCCACCACCGAUGCCCUUGGUUUGUGCUGCCGCUGUGCUGAGACCGAGUCAGAAAGAAAAUAUUGCAGAAUCCUUCUCCCCACAGCUCUUCUCCCUCCUUAAAUGAGUGGUCUGAAGUACCUGUUUACAAAACUCCUACAAAUUUGGGACUCAGAUGGAAAGCCAAGUUUCUGGAAAUAGACAAGGAGUUCUGUACACUAAGCUUUAGCAGCCACUUAUGUGAAAACAAAAUUUUUUCACUUGCUCCUUGGAAACAGUUCUGACACAGAGGUAGAACAUUUGGGGCCAGUGCAAGAGACAAAGGCCAUGCUCUGAUACCAAGCACAUGGCUCACUCCAGGGCUGGGAUAGCGGCUGGAACCCAAAUUGGCAGCGUGGGCUCCACGCUCUCCCAGCAAACUGCUCUCACUUGGACCCCCCGAGAGUUCCUGUUCUGGGGCCCAAAGGGUCUCUCUGCAGGUGGCCAGGGGCCCAUGCAGGGCAAACUGGAGGCAGUGAGGUGAGGUCUGAAUGAGGAGAGGAGGGUCUGUGGCCAGGAUUCUAGCCAGGGGCCUGUUCAUGCUCUGUGCAGAGGCUCUGUUCUGACCCCUCUUGAGGAGGCUGGCUCGGUCUGGGAGCACACGACUUGCAGCAGGGGAUGACAGCAGGGGCUGUGGAGAGCAGAGGUCCAGCAUUCUGUGUCCUCAGUUGCUGUUUUCUGGUGAGACAGGUGGAGUGGAGCUUUUUUGGUCACUGUGGUCACAGACCAGGUACUCGAUCUUCCCCUCGUGUGCUCAGACAUUUCCAAGGUGCCCCAUGUGGGAAGUGGGGGAUGGGAAGGGUAGUGGCUUUGAUUUGAGGUCUUGCUUUGUACUCCCUGCUUCACUGCCUGGAUUUUGGGCUGGAUGGUGCCUUGGGCCACCACAGGGCAGAGCUCACUAUGCCACCUGAAGGAGGGUCCUCCACACCUUGGGCUCUGUUCUCCAUGAGUAAGCUGGAGGUGUCCAAGGUGGGCCUGUGACUGCCAGGACCAGGCCAAGGGGGUCUGUCUGAUACCUGUGGAAGCAAGAGAGGUAGCAGACAGGAAGAAUGGACAUGGUGGCUUUGCCUUAGAGACUCCUCCUCCUCUCACAAGGUCUCCUUAAUGCUACAAAACUUCUGUGCCUUAAAACUCUCCUGGGGCUCUGAUCUGCUAAGACAGUGUCUUUGGAGGUGCUGGAAAGGCCUUAGUGGGGCGGCCAGAUGUAUCAGGGAAGGUCACUGGUGAUGGGUGGGUGGGGUCAGAAAUAGCCACUUUUCCCCCCUUCAGACUCCUGAGAGGUUAACUGGUGGGGGGUGGUGGUGCAGGGAUCCUGGGGGAAAUUAUUUAUUGUGGAGUGUAACUGUCCUGUUAUGACAAACCCAAAUGAAGACUGGAGGGACUGACAGGAGGUGAUAACUUCCUAAACUCAGGCUGGAAGUCUCCCCAUCCCAGGUUCUAGGAUCGGGCUCAGAGCCUGGCCUUGGGGGAUACUUUCUCUCAAGAUGUAUGUCUCAGGUAAAACUCAUGGCUCCAUUCUCCCUGCAGCACCAUGCUGGAUGGAUGCCCAUUCUAUUUGAGGAACCAGCUCCCUGUUUUCAGGGAAAUAAUCCUACUUGCCCCAACGCCUCCCCUCCCUGGUCCUUGCUGAAGGGCAGGGAGAACAGGUCCAUUCUCUGAACCUUGCUGGGUUGAGCCAGAGGUCAUGAGAGGUGCCAAGUCAUGGGUGGCUAUGCCAACAUGAUGGUGAACUAGCCUCCAGUCUCCAUGCCCUGGGCUCAGAGAGGGCAAGACGUGUGCAGUGGGGUAGGUGGCUUUGGAGGCCCUCUUGGGGUCCAGAGCUUUGAGUGACUGUAGUGUGCCUGUCCCUCUGGAGGGCCCUCUGUUACUUCCUUCUGUUCUCCAGCCUGUUCCUUUGGCCAGGGUACCUUCUGUUGUGCUCAUUUAUAAACCAUGUGUCUUUAUGCAGACCUGCUUGCAUUGGCAGAUGCUUCUCUAAUUCCUUGAGAAUUUGGUUCAACUCUCCUUCAGUUGUUCCACUAUGGCAUUAAACUUUGAAAAUAUUUUAAAAUAAAAAUCUGAUUUUUCUAA